Callorhinchus milii (elephant shark) is the source of this 2014-nucleotide messenger RNA. RefSeq names its product transmembrane epididymal protein 1. NCBI's taxonomy places the organism in Eukaryota, Metazoa, Chordata, Chondrichthyes, Chimaeriformes, Callorhinchidae. The record is from RefSeq and is a predicted model, not a curated record. The coding region runs from base 73 to 975 and encodes 300 amino acids. The transcript is spliced from 2 exons.
CUGUCUCUCUCUUUCACUCUCUCUCUGUCUAUCUGCCUCUGCCGUUCAGUGCACUUGCUGUGAGCUCUGACAAUGGGUACUUUCAUCGGCCACAUCUCCCCUGGUCUGGCCUUCUUCUCCUUCGGUCUUCUCUACGGCAUCAGGUACUCCCUGAUGGUGCUGAGGGGGGAGAUGGGGCCACAAGUAGCCCCCACCCGGUCGCCGGGGCUGUGUGGCUGGUGGAGGCGUGUGCCAGCCGAGGGGGUGAUGAAGGUGUUGUAUGGCACGGCAGCGGCCAUGGCUGAGCUAUUCUACCCCCCGGGGGUGAACAAGGCGGUGCUCUACAACACCCAGAAUCCUGAUUACCCCUUCAUCCACCCCAAUGAGUGGCAGCACCUCACCAUGUACUCGUACUUUGCCCUGAGCGGUUGGAUGGACAUCCUCAGCCAGACCUGCCUGCCCAAGCGCUUGGUCCUCUUGGAGCGUGUCGCAAUCGCGGUGGCCUUUUACGUCGAAGCCUUGAUACUUGCCUUUCACAUGCACGGCAAGGGCCACGUAGAGAACUCCGUCCACCUCCUGCUGUUCCUCAUUACCUCCCUGGUCUGCCUAGUCCUCACCGUCGAACUGUGGAGACCCCACGACCCAAUCCUCUGGUUCUCCAAGACCUGCCUGGUGAUGAUCCAGGGCACUUGGCUGUUCCACGCCGCCUUCAUCCUCUACCGCCCGCCCACGGGUAAACCCUGGAAGAGCGAAGAUAUGGCCAACCAGAUGUUUGUCACCAACUUCUUCUGCUGGCACAUCGCUCUCAAUCUACUGUUCCUGGCCUUGCUCUUCUCCCUCGCCUAUCUGUGGCACAGACUGGGGCUCGCUGCCCAGCGCAGGUCGGGGGUCCUACACAAAACCAAAGUCCACCUGCACCUGAAUGGUGAAGCCCUCCACUCGAGACCAGAAGCCAGAGAGGAGGAGAUUCAAUUGCUUCAAGUAGAUGAAUUUUGAUAGUUCCCAUCCCUCACCCAGUCCUACUCUAUUCUUGAUGUCAAGAUGACUACAAUCUGAUUUUUGAUCUGUAUUAUUCAUUUAUUUUUGUGCGUGAGUGGUUUAUUUUGUUUUAAAGCAACCAUUUUGUUCAGCAUCUGCUGACCUACCUGUAUUUGAAGAUCAAAUUGACUUUUUAGGGCUAUAUUUUAUGCCUCUCAUUCUCGCACUUCUCUGAUCAUGCACAUGAUUUUGUUUUUGAAGUAACCAGAGAAUUAACUUAUCCAAACCCUUUCGACAGCCAGGAAUGUGUCGUUAUUUAUUAUCAUGUUUUUUUUAUAUAUGCCUUGACAAUCUCUCCUCAAUUGCACAUGAGGCAAAAAUGCCUCUGCUAAGUUUUAGCAAGCAACCAAAAAAUCUAAUUUGUGGUUUCACUUUGAAAAAGUGGCCAUUGCUUUCUUUUUAGGAUGGAGGGAUGGGGUAGGGGGUGGGGUGUGGGAGAGGAAACAAAAUCUGUCAAACUUCAUGGUCUUAACCACUUUGUCUGAAAUUUGAACUGCCGUUCUUGUCUAAAUCACUGCAACAAGUGUUUUUAAUGUCCCAAAGAUUCAGCUUGUAAAACAUUGGUCAGCUGCUGCGGAAACUGAGCCGUUUUCAACUCCAGUUUGUUACAAGUCGACUGAAAUCAUUUGGAGACUCAACCAAAAAAAAACCACCCUUUUCCCCAAGCGAUGACUUCCAAUCUGCCGUAUGACGUGAUUCGAAAGGUGCUGUGUAAAUUGUUUGGGAACAUGUAAUUGCGAGAAAUUUUGGAAAAUUGUUCAAAUUAAUCUCGAUUCAGAAGCUGGUUUCUUUUCAAAAGAACUGAAUGGGGAAAAUAGCUUCUAAACUGAACUUGAAUCUUGGGAAUUAGGAGCAGGAGUUGGCCAUUCCACAAAUUCACUACCCUCUGAGUUAAGAAAUGUUUCCUCAACUCAGUUCGAAAUGGCUGACCGUUAAUCUUAAAACUGUGACCACUAGUUAUAGAUUCUCCAACCAGGGGAAACAGCCUCACACUGUC